AUUGGGCCUUCCACCUGGAUCCCUGGACCCUGGGAUGGCAGAGCCAGGCUUUGCCUGGGUCAGUAGGAGGAGCAGGGAAGAUGAGGAGGCUGGGGAAGAUGGGGAGGUCUUGGCUCUUUUGCAGGGAUGGAGAGGCUGGUGGAAGGAGAAAUCAGCCGACCCCCUUGGGUCAUCUCCAGUUGCAAGAUGGCCUGGCCCUUGCCCAGGGUGCUGCCCUCCCUGUUGGAAUCCAGGGCAUGGGGCUAUGGCCUGACCACGUGUGCCCAGGGCAAAUGUGCUCAGUCAACUGCCAGGAUGCAAGAUGGUCCUGCCCCCUUGGGGUUUAGAGCUGGAAAGUGGGAGAGCGGAGAAUCCUCUGGGGAGAAUCCUCUUCAUGGCUGCAGGAAAGAGAGACUAGUCCAGAAGGGACCUUGAGGGGUCAUCUGGCACUAGUGCCCCUCCAGGAAGGAAGGCCCUGGUGGCCACACUGACUUCACUCUUACUAUGUGCAGGCACUGUUCCAGAGCUGGGGACGGCCAUCUGAAGAGGGCCUUUUGCUGCUCGCCUUCGCUCUCAGUCUUGGGGCCUUCCCCAUCAUCUUUCUUCUCGCCUUCUGGAUCUCCUCAACUUUUGGAAGCCGCGUGACCUACGUCAUUCAGAUUCCAAGAGAGAGGUCAUCCUGGGUGAUUCCUUAGCUCCAAGAAGAGGCUUGGUGGUUGAUUCUCCAAGAUUCAUGGUAGCAGGCUGGCCUGCCACUCCUCCUGCUAUGAUGCCUGGGCAGAUCCCGGACCCUUCGGUGACCGCAGGCUCCCUGCCAGGGCUUGGCCCCCUGACCGGGCUCCCCAGCUCGGCCCUGACUGUGGAGGAGCUGAAAUACGCUGACAUCCGCAACCUCGGGGCCAUGAUUGCACCCUUGCACUUCCUGGAGGUGAAACUGGGCAAGAGGCCCCAGCCCGUGAAAAGUGAGCUAGAUGAGGAAGAGGAGCGAAGGAAAAGGCGCCGGGAGAAGAACAAAGUCGCAGCAGCCCGAUGCCGGAACAAGAAGAAGGAGCGCACGGAGUUUCUGCAGCGGGAAUCCGAGCGGCUGGAACUCAUGAACGCAGAGCUGAAGACCCAGAUUGAGGAGCUGAAGCAGGAGCGGCAGCAGCUCAUCCUGAUGCUGAACCGACACCGCCCCACCUGCAUCGUCCGGACCGACAGUGUCAAGACCCCUGAGUCAGAAGGCAACCCGCUGCUCGAGCAGCUCGAGAAGAAGUGACCAUGGGCUGGGAGGAGGUGGAGGAGGAGGAAGAAGAGAAGGAAAAGUGACGAAGAGGGAGGAGGAGGGGGGCCCCAGAUGGCCCUUCCUUUGGUGCAUGAAAAACUGUACAAUGAGGUUCAGCACAGCCAGCAUCAGCCGAGCUUUUUUGUGAAACUCAGAUCAGCCACCCAGGAGGAAGAGCGGGCUGAGGAAACCCAGAGGGACCAAGCGCUGAGACCAAAGUUGACCCUCGGGUAGGGUUGUCCUGCCUGGGGCCCCACUUGAAGGAGGCAGGACAGAGGCACCAAGGCCAGGGAGACGCCCAACGAGGCAGCCCUGGGCUCUUUGGCCUCUUCACCAGGGCACCCAUCCGAGGAACCUCCGAACAGCCAGGAAAAGCCAUGACUUGCAACCAAAAUGCGGCUGAGGAUGGAACUCAGAAUGAAACUGCAACCCACCUGCCCCCAGCCCUGCCCCUCGCCCUGAUGCGAAGCUGGAAAGGGGCGUGCUGUGGGGCCCUGAUGCCCCCACCCACCUCGGUCCAGCGCGGCCCUGCCCAGGAGGCGGCAGCCGGGCGCACCCUCGCCAGCCCUGCUGGAGUUUGCUGUGGGCACUGAGGCGCGGGCGCCCUUCCAAAGCACAUACUCACCGAAUGUUUACAGACUGGCUGUCCUGGCAGGGCUUUCAACUGCACAUGUUUUUUAUACUUUCCUUUUUUUUUUUUUUUUUAAUAUUUUUUACAAAAAAAAAGAUUUUAUACAAGCAAUAUAUAUAUGGAUUUCUAUAAUCACUCGAUGUGAUACAGUAUAAAUAUGCUAUGGUUUGUUUGUUAUGAACAGAUAGCCACCAGUUACGGCCGUUGUGUGUAACUCCUAAGUACUGUAGUCUCUGGGUGUCGGGGGUGGCCAGGGCGGGGGCGGGGUGCAUUUCCAUCCUUGUAAACCCUUCAUAGUACUCAGUCCUGUAUCGCUCAGUAAACAUUGCUCUUACUUACA
Messenger RNA from Gorilla gorilla gorilla (western lowland gorilla), 2214 nucleotides. RefSeq names its product Jun dimerization protein 2 (gene JDP2). Gene Ontology annotation, biological process: regulation of transcription by RNA polymerase II. Gene Ontology annotation, molecular function: RNA polymerase II cis-regulatory region sequence-specific DNA binding; DNA-binding transcription factor activity, RNA polymerase II-specific. Bases 713 to 1237 code for a protein of 174 amino acids. NCBI's taxonomy places the organism in Eukaryota, Metazoa, Chordata, Mammalia, Primates, Hominidae. The transcript is spliced from 6 exons. The record is from RefSeq and is a predicted model, not a curated record. Gene Ontology annotation, cellular component: nucleus.